Molecule: messenger RNA, 6054 nt
Organism: Nerophis lumbriciformis (worm pipefish)
Lineage: Eukaryota; Metazoa; Chordata; Actinopteri; Syngnathiformes; Syngnathidae
Biological process (GO): positive regulation of neutrophil extravasation; homotypic cell-cell adhesion; T cell extravasation
Cellular component (GO): plasma membrane
Source: RefSeq, a predicted model, not a curated record
AUCGUUUGCGAACGACCCAUCACUCUCAGACAAAAGAUCCUCGCCAGACACAGACAUCUGAGCACCUUGGAGACAGCAGAGCACUCACACACGCACGCACACACACCGAACACAAUCGAACCUUCACACGCUGCCUUUAUUGUCCAGGAUCAGCAAGCAGAAGAGGGUCCACUCGCACGCAGUGUUUCAAUGAUGUCAUACCUGUGGAUUCUGCUCGUGGGAAGCUUGCUGGCUGGAUGUGCAAAUACACAAGAUGAUGAAACCCCAAUGGAGGAGGCUACAGCCCCUGCAACCUUAAUGCCUGGUAGUGAGGUGCAAGCAGAAAUAGAGGCCGAUGGAGCAUCUGAAGAUACAACCGAGAAAGCACUAACAGAUGGGCUCGAACCCGAGCUGACUGAAGCUGCAGCCCGUGAAGAAGUGAACCCUGCCGAGGGAGAAGCAGAACCGGAGGCUCCUUCAGAGGUAGACCCAGAGCCAGGACUUCAUGCUGAGGUGGAGCCAGAACCGGAGGCUCCGGCAGAAGAAGCCAAACCAGAAACUCCCGCAGAAGAAGAAGCAGACUCCCCCGUAGUAAACAAAACGGAAGCUGCUGCAGAAGGAGAAGGAGAACCGGAAGUUCUUACAGAAGGAGAAUCUGAAACAGAAGCUCCUGCUACAGAGUCUGAAGACGCUACAACAACACAAGGACCUGCAGCUGAUCCAGAAGUGAAAGAGCCGGAAGCUGAGCCGCACAUUCCCAAUGUGGACGAGCAGCCCUCUGCCAGCACUGAAGUACCACCUGCACGCGAGGAGCAGGGUGGAUCUGAAGUGGACGAUACAGCUGUGCAGCAUGGAAAGGAAGAGCCGGCUGCUGCGGGCGACGAGGGAGAAGCGGCGGUGAACACAGAAUUGGAGUUCACAACAGUGGCACCUCCUGCUCCAGAAGUUCACUCAGAUGGAGGAUUUGACUUGGAGGAUGCGCUGUCAGCAGGCGGCGCACAAGACACGCCACCGCAAUCAGGGCGGAGCCACAGCGCUGGAUCAGGGGCACACGUUGCUGAAGCCACAGGAGAAGUUGCUGAAGAUGAGGAAACCAACUCAGGCUCCUUGGCAGCAAUCCUGUGUGCAAUGGGCGUGGCCGUUGUGGGAGCAGCCACUGGAUAUUAUACCUAUCAGAAGAAGAAACUGUGCUUCAGGACAAUGCAGGAGGAGGAUCCAGAGGCUGCACGCAAAGCUGACGCAGGGGAGGUUCAAUCAGAUCCCCAGGUCCUUAGCAACCUACUGAACUCUUCUUAGAGCGGCCACGGUCAUGUGACAGGACCUUGACCAAGCACAUUCAAGCAAAGUGACGAUCUCACUGUUCUAGGCUCCAUCUGCACUGUGGAACUACGUUACUGUGAGGCCCGAAUGUGGGGCUGUAUGUAUGUGUGUGUGUGUGUGUGUGUGUGUGUGUGUGUUUAUUCAUUAACACAGUAUGAGCAACAAAACGUGCAAAUUGUGUUACAAUCGGCCAGACUUUAUAGUUAAAUUAAUAGUAUACUGAAACUUUAUAAAAAUAAAUGAUAUAAUGGUAGAUCUUUGCCUCCCGCCCAUUUGUAGGAAUUUCUUGCGAACGUUUUCCGUUUUUUUAUAAAACUGAUGUCUUUUUUAUGCCGAUUCUACAAUUCUAUCUGUGCGACAGGUUUGAACUAUUUCAAAGCAGCCACUACAUUCUCUUUAACCAACUCCAAUGAUUCAACAAGAAAAAGAUACAAAUAAUACUCUUUAACACUUUGUGACGACACAAAGAUGACAUGUGUAUUAUUUGUUUAGGAAUUGAAGUUAAUUUUUUCUGAAACCAAAACAAAAACAUGCAAAGCACACUGCUACAAUGCACAUGUUAAGUGGCAUCUGUAAAGCCUUGCUUUUCAAACAACUGAGCCCAGUAGCACAAGUAGUUAGUGAACGGACAACAGGGUGCUGCUGACACUACCUGCAUUCUGGCAAAGAGCACUAGAUUAGGAUUAGGAAGAUAUGAAUAUGCAAAUGCAGCGGCAAACUGAUAAGAUAACUUCGGUUACGUUUGAAGACAAAAUUAAUAGAUUUCUACUUCAUAUCGUGAAAAAGUAAACAAUAAGAGACUGGGUUUUGGGGCUGAGAGGAGCUUUUCGAAGCUUUGAACCCUGCGGCUAAUCUAUGGAUUUUACUUCGCUAACAGAUAACUGUAGAAUGGAUUAAGCAAAGAAAUCAAACAAUGUACUAAAAGGAUCCACUAUAAGAAACAGUUCAAACUCAAAGUGUUUACACAUUCUGAUAAAAAUAUUGAAGUUUAAUAAAAAAAGGCGAAAAUCUUAUUCAUCUCAUUAAGAAUGAAUAUAGUCAUCAGUGACUUUUGUGUUUUGUUUGAUCAGCCGUUAUACUGCCUUGUUACAGGCAUUCUUUGGAAACCAUUAAGGUAUGUAAAUAAAUAUUUACAAAAUCUUUCUAAAUAAAUAUCUUAAUUUACAAUGUACCAGUAUACAUCUGCGGUUUAUAGUCUGGUGCAGCUAAUAUAUGAAAAAAAAAUGUUUUUCUUUGAAAAUUUAGUAGACACGGUUUAUAUUCUUGUGUGGCUUGUAGUCCGGACAAUACGGCAAAUUAUAAUAAAAUCUUUUCAAAACAGGUUACAGGUUUCAAAAGAUACUCUUGCCUGCUGACAUACACGCGGUGUUUCGUCUAAAAACACCUCUUUAAAAAUGUAUUUUAAAAAUUGUAUUUAAAAAAAAAAAAUCACUGAAUUUUAAUCAAGAGAAUAAGAGAAAAUAGAGCAACACCAAUACUUAGGAUACAAAUUUACAAAGCAAUUGAGAAUACAUACAAGUACAAUACUUAUUAAAUACAAUGCUAAAAAUUUACAAAAGCAACAGUAAAAUAUAUCAAUAAUAGCUGUUAAAUGUUUUUAUCCAAAAAUUUACUUAAAAAAAGCAACAAAAAAUAGUUUUUUCUUUUUUUUAAAUCAAUUCUUUAACUUUUUUUUAAUUGAUUUUGAUUCAAAUUAAAUAAAAAUUGCGACUUGAAUGUACAUCUAUUUUUUUAGCUACCCCUACUAAAAAUGUCAUGUUUUGCCACAUUCAAGGGUCAAUAUCACAAAACAAGUGGCCUUUUUGACCACCGAUUAAAUGGCUGACAGCAUUGUUAUUGGGGAUGGAAAAUAAUCAUAAAAAAUAUUUUUGGGCUCUUGACCAGUACAUUUGGGAAACCCUGUGAAACGAAAACAUUUUAACAUUUUAUGCCUUGAUUGGUGCCAAGGUGUAUCAAAAGGUACAAAUCUUGUAGGACUGUUAAACUUGUAGAUUGUGCCUUUCGACAGUAGCCUAGUGUCCCAAUACUUUUUAUCCAUAUGGUUGCAUUAUAGGACAUUUUAUAAACUGAUGGUUAACUUACUGCAACUCAAUUUUUUCAGUUGUUUCAAUUAAUUUUUGUAUUAUCUUUUGCAUGAGGUGAUGAAAGCUCUCCCGACAUAUUUGACAUAUUGUGACGUCCGUGAGUCUAGUUGUGAUGCGCUGGUUUGUCCGUUAGAAUGCCUUUUACUGUCCCAGCCUGGCUUGUCCCACCUGUAGACACACUGAAUGUCUCUAAAAUUGCCAACAGACAGACACUAAUAGCCACAGCAAUAUUGGUGCACCUGCAUUUUUUUAGUGUCGUGCAAUGCAGUCUGCGUUUUUUUUAUUUAAGAAAAAAUUGUACAUUUUUUAGCAUUGAUAAAGACAAAAUAAAGUCUUAAAACCAUUGGUCGAGAAAAUGUAUUGUAAAAAGGGGAAAUGUGUGGUAUUAUAUGCAGCACUGUUCAGAAUGUGCAGUAAAAAGCCUCAAAAGCUGAACAAUGCUGGUUGACUUGUUCUAAGUUCAAAACAAAUCUGGCCAUAGCAAAUAAUGUAAAGUGAAUUGACGUUUUCCAGUGUCAAACUGUGGCUAUCAUAUACAAAGCAAUGUUUAAGGUAACGUUAAAAAUGUAACAACAAAUAAUGAAAUAAAACAAGGAAGGAAUGUGUUUGCAGGGCAAUAGUGACCCCUAGUUGUGCUUAUUAAGGCUGUGAAUCUUUGGACACCACUCAAUUUAAUUCGAUUCGAUUCUUGGGGGUAACGAUCUGACUCCGAAUUGAUUCUCGAUUCAAACAGAUUCUCGAUUAAAAAUCUAUACUUUUUUAAUCACUUUGGUUGCCAAUUCUAUUAUUAACUGCAUUCCUCCAUAAAAUAAACAAACAGCUCUGAUACAUUUUUAUAUUACUUAAAAGAAAGCUGGUUUUGUUUAACAAAAUUAUACCCAAACAUUUAAUAAAGUCUAAUACAAAUAAGGCAACAAGAGAAGUAUCCAACACUUUUAUUUUCUAAAGUAAAUCCUUACAGCCGAUAUGGACCUCUACAUCAGAAUCAGAAUCAAAAAUACUUUAUUAAUCCCCUAGGGGAAAUAAAGAUUUUCAGCACAAUCUUAUUCAAGAGCAGACAAACAUUACAGGGAGACAGAACAGGAUCACUGAGGGGUCUGCCAACUUCCGGCGCCCCUUACAAAAAAGGUGAGAAACAGGUAAACGCUGAGGGGGGUGAGAAAAAAAAAAAAUCAGUCUAAGUCUGGGCCCCUGGAGAGGGGGUCCAGACUGAGGCCAAGGGAAAAAAAACUCAUAGCCCUAGCACACAUAAGAAUGUGUGUAAGAGGGAAACAUCAAACACAAAGGACAUUAAAGACAUUAAAAGAGCAUAGCUGACGCAACCAGCCAUUUCUACAUACAGCUACAAAAGUAAAACCAACAACAACAAAAAAUACAUAUACGCUGUGGUGGCCUCUGCGGUGUUCUACGCCAUCAUCUGCUGGGGUGGGGGGGAGCAUGGCCAGAGACAGGAGCAGACCCAACAAAGCAACAUCAACAAUAUGAUUUGCCUGAGUGACUGGACAGGACAGUUAAAAAAAAUACAUCAAUAAAAUAUAGAUUGUACAAAUGAGUAAACUGUAAAUCCCUCCAAAUGUCCUUACAGUAUGGUCUGUUUCCUGUUCUAUGGUUAUCAUCACACUUAUUCUCUUUCUCUUUGACCUAUACCUUUUUGUAGUGGCAUCGCAAAAAUCCCUAGAAAAAGCAAAAUAGUUAAUCUUUUACAGCUUAUCCAAUGUUUGUUUGACAGGAAAACGUGACCACUUUUGGAGUUAGUGGUUUUUUUUUAGUGUUUGAUGCACAACACAAGUGCACACAACAGCAUACCCACAACAACGACGUAAACAAUAUGCUAUAAGAUAGCGUUGUGAGUGCACCAAUAUUGUUCUCGAGGAUGGUUUGGAAUUCUAACGGACGUCAUCGAAGUGUGCCUCUUUAUUUAGAGCAAGCCAGCUGCUGUUUGUCUUUUCUACCAUAAUAUCACAUUAGUCAGUUCCUAUAUGUACGCUGUAUUAUAUACGUGACGCCUGUACAUGCUUUGUGUGUGAUUGUUCUUGUAGGAAACACUGCCUUAGAUGCUUCAUUAUAAAAGAGUCAAAAAAAACGUUUUCCCUAUACUGUAGCAGGAAAUACUGACAUCUAAAUGUGUGUUCUUUCCGUGGCCUUACACAUGCCGUGGUCCCUUUAAAAACGGCUUAAUGGUUACUGAGGGCGUUCGUGUUGCGUGUUGUCAUUUAUUAAGCUGCAAAACAUGACAGGGGCUGCUACUCAGUCUUUCCGCAAUUAUGUGUAAUGUGGAGAACAUGUCCAUUAAAAUCACACUUACUAUAAAACAGUGUUCAGUAUAUAUGGCGGGCAUUUGACAACAAUUCUUUUAUUGACAUUUAAAUGUAUCAUUUUGAUACUCCUCUGCUUUCAUGGCAUUAAGGCCCAAUGAAUCAAUCAUUUCUCCAUCAGUUAAUGGAUGAUCAUGCAUGGUAGUGCUGCCUUCUUCAUUAUCCAAACAGCAAAAACUAAGAUUGUGCAUGACAAGAAUUUAGCAAAACAGUCUCACGAAGAGGGAAUCAUUUUCAACAUUUCUGACUUACACCCGAUCAUUUUUAUAUGAAUAUUCUGUGUUUUUCAUGUCAUCAGGCAUUGGUGGAGUUGUGUAAAUAAUGUUUUAAAAGUUGAAAUAAACAUGUCGGCUGUC